AUGUAGUCAAUCCUUAAACAAUGUGAAUGUUUGGAUGAAGAAUAUAAAUAAUUAGUCAAAAAUAUAGAGAAUAUGUUAGAUAACUUAAGUAUAGUGAGUCUGGAAUUUGUGAAUUCUAAAUUAGAAUUUUUAGAAAAUUACUCUGAAACUCUAAAAUCUAGUUAGAUUGAUGCUCGUUUGCAUCGUAACUCAUAAAUAAAGAAUUUAAUUGAGUAUAUAAAGAUGCAUAAGAAAACUUAGGUUAAAUCUUAAGCAUAAUCUCCACCGUCAAAAAUGGCUAAUCAUAGACCAAAGUAUUCUUUCAAUGAAAACACAUUUUCUACUUUUCUUCAUGAAAAUAUGAAUUAAUUUACUCAGCAAAAAACUCUAAACAAUGAGACAGAAUUACCAAAUUAAAAGAUAUAGGUUCUUAAAUAAAAAAGCUUGAAUACUUUAUAAAUUUUAAUUAAGAAAUAAAAAAAUGAAUAAAGAAAGGAAAACGAAGAUAUUUUUAAGCUAUUAUAAAAAUGCAUGAAUCAUAUAAGUAAUAACAAACAUUUAUUUGAUGAAUAUCAUGAUUUAUAAGAGGAAUAUCAAGUGAUAGUUUAGAACAAUAAACACAUUCUAAGCAAAGUAAAUUUAGAGAUUAAGUCUUGUAUGAUAAAGCAGAAUAUAUCUUAAUUGAUGGCAAGCUAAGAAUCAUUUAAAUCGUACUUAGACUCAAUAAUAUGA
Messenger RNA from Paramecium sonneborni, 711 nucleotides. NCBI's taxonomy places the organism in Eukaryota, Ciliophora, Oligohymenophorea, Peniculida, Parameciidae. The record is from the annotation of a GenBank genome assembly.